AUGGAGGGAAGCAGAUCAGAAACUUCUGCAGCCGAAGCAAGUGAGGAAAUAAUUUAUACUUCUGUAAAAUUCUCUCAGGAUCCUCCACCAAGGGCCAAAUCUGGGCAGGAAAGGAGAGCUCCCUGUCUGUGGCCAGCAGUUGUGCGAGGCUUGGCUAUAGGCUUUGGGAUACUGAGCAUGCUCCUAGCGAUUGCUUUGAUUUGGAAGAUUAGUGACUCCCAACCACGCUGCCCUGAGCAGUGGGUGGCCUACAGAGGGAGCUGCUACUCCUUCUCCAAGGAGAAGAAGGACUGGCAUUCCAGCCAGCAAUCCUGCUCGGAGCAGGGAGCUCAUCUCCUGGUGAUCAGCGAUACCAGAGAAAUGGACCUGUUCAAGAGUAUUCAGACGGAAUGUUUCUGGAUUGGACUGAGGAACAGCACAGGCUCUGUCUGGAUUUGGGAAGAUGGCUCUAUAUUCAAUGGCACCAAGAUCACCUCUAACAGCCCUGUGCAACACUGUGCUGUCCUGAUAAAAGGUCACUUUCAGGCCUCCAGCUGUGAAUAUGCUGCUCCGUGGAUCUGUGAGAAAUCUCUCAGAUAAAUCCCACGCGCAUUUUCGUCUCAUAACCAUCUCAUCAGUGGUACAAGUGGAUCAUUGUCCUGCAAACCAAAGCUCUGCACAAGACCAAGGACUUGCUCUUUCCACACCCUCACAGAGGUGCUUUGCAGGGACAGGCUUGUUGCCCACAAGGGUGAGUUAUCCUCAAUGGUAGACCCAUUCCCAACAGAAGUUUUGUAACAACCGACGCUGGGUCUUCAGAUCCCUGAGGUUGAGCUGGCCAUUUUCCUCCGUUCCUGAGCAUCAGCUGUCAUUUCCAUUCCCUGCAUCUCCAUUGUCUGGUGCCAGCAGGACCAGGAAAGUGAAGCCUGCUGUUCACUGUCAGAAACAUAUAAACAGACUUCUCCCGGUGGCAGCCUCUCCUUUUGCAUCCCAGUGCUGCCAGUUAGGGAGAAGAGGGUGAAACUAUAGACUGCACCUUCUGUAAAUCUUGCAGCGAAAAUAAACCUCCA
Molecule: messenger RNA, 1049 nt
Organism: Chroicocephalus ridibundus (black-headed gull)
Lineage: Eukaryota; Metazoa; Chordata; Aves; Charadriiformes; Laridae
Product: killer cell lectin-like receptor subfamily G member 1
Exons: 5
Coding region: 1-579 (192 amino acids)
Source: RefSeq, a predicted model, not a curated record